Messenger RNA from Sinocyclocheilus grahami, 1633 nucleotides. RefSeq names its product ankyrin repeat domain-containing protein SOWAHB-like. Lineage: Eukaryota; Metazoa; Chordata; Actinopteri; Cypriniformes; Cyprinidae. The transcript has 15 exons. Gene Ontology annotation, molecular function: protein binding. Bases 80 to 1633 code for a protein of 517 amino acids. The record is from RefSeq and is a predicted model, not a curated record.
GCUGGAGGUGAGUUCAUCCUCCGCGCGCCGAGAUCCGCGGCUCUGACAGGACGCGCUCAGGAAUCCCUGCACUAUUAACAUGACUUCCGCGAAUCAGACUGGAGCAGAGCCGGGAUGUUCCGACCUCGCGACUGCAGAUGGAGGAACACAUGAUACUCACGCUACACACGAGCGACGCGACGCGCAGCCUGGUUCAGAUGCUGGUUUCAUGGAUCAAGAAGGACCUGCAUUUUCAGUCAAGGAAAAGGAGUCAGAUUUUUUGGCUCAUGAGUUCAUCCCAUCUUCAUCGCACACUUCAGGAUCAGGCCAGCACAUUUGCAAGGGGUUAAAAUAUCUCACUCAAGAAGGACUAGAGCCAGACGUCAAGACCACCACCACACCAAAACCAGCUCAGGCCUUCACAGAUGAGUCCGCGGCCAGUCAAACUCAAGGUCAGGGGCUGCAUCCCACUGAGAAACCCCAAGAACCAGGACCUGAACAGAUCCUGGAGGACAAGAGGUCCGAUCAGAAGGAUCUAAAACGAGAUGAUGAGACUUUCAGGACACAGAAAAGCUGUGAAUAUGAGCCAGAGGAAGGGAUGCCAGCCGUGGUGGUCACACAACCUGAAGAGGUCUCAUCAGACCAGGCGGAGGACAUACAUUUAUCUGUGAUGCUUGAGGACAUGAUUCACAGUGAUUCCAGUCGCAAUGCGAGUCCCAGCAAUGGCACUGAACUCAGCAGCAGCGACCUGCUGUCCUUAAAGAGUGACACCGUAUCUCUGCUCAGUGAAGCUGCCAUCUCAUGCAAAGUCUCAUCAGACCAGGCGGAGGACAUACAUUUAUCUGUGAUGCUUGAGGACAUGAUUCACAGUGAUUCCAGUCGCAAUGCGAGUCCCAGCAAUGGCACUGAACUCAGCAGCAGCGACCUGCUGUCCUUAAAGAGUGACACCGUAUCUCUGCUCAGUGAAGCUGCCAUCUCAUGCAAAAGUGAUGAACAGGAGGGACCUGAGGAAGACACUCGGAGCGUCGCCGCAUCUUCAGUUAUGUCACUGUUUCAUCGGGUACAGAUGGACCCCAUUGAGAAAGAGUGGCUGCGUUGUGCAGUGCUGGGAAACGCUACUACCCUGUACCUGCUUCUACAACAGGACCCUACACUUGUCUCCAAAAAGGACUUUGUCACUGGGUUUACAGCGCUCCACUGGGCGGCCAAGCAGGGCCGUGUGGAGAUGGCGGACAUGAUGGCACGCUCCGGAGCGGACGUCAACCAGAGAGCGGGGGGUUACACACCGCUCCACCUGGCUUCUCUACACGGACAUGAUAAAAUCAUCCAGCUGCUAAUCAAUAACUACAUAUCCUUGAAAGUGAAAGGGGACUGGAGCAAAACUGACGAGGAGAAGCAUCAUGGAAAUGCCAAAGUCAAUGUAAGGGACUAUCACGGGAAGAUGGCAGCUCAUUACUGGAGUGGCAGCAAGGAUAUUUUUACCGAACACAGAUCUCAUCCUGCUUGCAGCUGGCCGAGGGGGAGGCGGGCCCAGUGUUACGCGCAGCUGUCUGCCCUCCUGUCUCGCUCUCAGAGUAACAGAAACAUCAGUGCAGAGACCUCCAGCAGUCCACUAGAGCUCCAUCACUCUCACUAUAUAUAUAUAUAUAUAUAA